AUGCAUCUUCUCAACAAAUUUGUCCGCUUCGGUGAAGAACAGCUGGGAUUGCGCGACAUAUGGAAGGCUCAUUUCGUCGGCAUAUACAUGCCUCAAGCUCUACCUGUGGGUUAUCGCAAUUGUAAAUUGCCAUUCUUUGGUAACAACUACGUCUACAGCCAACUAUGCAACAAUAUUACCUGUUUCAUUUUGAUUGCCUUCGCUAUCAUCCUCGUGUGGAAGCACAAAAUCGGAGAGCCAAUGAGCUGCAAAAACAGAAACUUUACCAAUAUCGAUCUCAUUCCUCUGCUUGGAAACUCGGAUGUUGAUUGCUUUGCCGGAAAAUUCAAGUUCGCCUUUAAUGGUACAAUGAUUAUUCCUGGAAUUGGCCAGUAUACACACGUGGCGUUGUUUCUCACUUCCAUGAUGUUUGUCGCGCUCAAGCUAAUUUGGAAUAAGUUGGAAAAGUCUACCGAUUUCUGGCUCGACGAAUAUUUGCAAAUCACUAUGAAGAUCAAGGAUCUCUCAGUGGAGCAAAGAACAAAGGGUGUAGAGGAAAUGACGAAUAAAAUAAAUGAGUACAAAAAGGCGUCAGGUUCCAUAUUUGGUAGCCGAUCCCCUCGUCUUAAUGCAUAUGUCACUUUCAAACUGAUGUGCAUUGGAUGCUUAGGAUUGCAAUUUAUUUUGAUGCGCUACAUUACGGGAGAUGGAUUCAAUCUUUUGUGGGGAAUUAAGAAUUUGUCAUCGAAAUCAUUGUGGACCUCUUUUGGAAUGACUACGAAUUUUCCUCAUCGCAUUAACUGUGGUGUUCACCCUCUGAUUAGAGACGACGUUUAUGUCUACACAACAUCCUGUAUCAUCGGUCUCAAUGUGCUGAAUGAUGUUUUGUUUUCGGCUCUUGCUAUCUGGCUCUCUUUCGUUUUAUUCUUCUUGGCUUUGGACUGCGCCAAAUAUAUGUUCGAAAUUGGCAGACAUUCUCACACGAAGAAGCUCCUUAAAAAGAUCUACAAUACGAAUAUUUCGAAUGAUCAGGCUGCUCGUUUCUACAAUUACAUUGGAUUUGAUGGUCUCGUUAUCAUGAAGACCGUAUUUGACGUUUCGGACAUUGUUGGCAAACAUUUGAUUCAAAAUUUCAUGGCCAACGAGAUUGCGAAACGCUUCGAGGACGAAAUUGGGGAAGAUCAGAGAUUAAUGUUUUUCAGCAACAUGAGAAAUAUGGGCGAAUAUACCAAGUUUGCCGCUGCUCUUGAAAAACUCUUCUAA
Molecule: messenger RNA, 1242 nt
Organism: Caenorhabditis bovis
Lineage: Eukaryota; Metazoa; Nematoda; Chromadorea; Rhabditida; Rhabditidae
Source: the annotation of a GenBank genome assembly